ACAUGGUGUGAGGAGCCCAUUUCCACACAUAACCAGCAGCUAGAAGGAGGUUCUUUGAGCUUGGCCCGCUGGAUUUUUCUGCACGCCUGGCUGUGAUGCCCUCGUUUAAACUGGCUGUAAUCGGUGACUGCAGUUGCUUGUUUAGCGCGGUAGAGGGCAGUGUGCGUUCCACACUGGUAAUCACUCGCAUCUCUCUUGUUCCCGCAGCUCCCCUCUGGUCUGCUGUCCAGCGGCUCCGCUCCCAGAGCACGUCACCUCCACAAGGAUAUGUUCCUAAGACAUCCCUGAGUUCACCGCCUUGGCCAGAGAUUGUGCUGCCCGACCCCGUGGAGGAGACAAAGCACCAUGCAGAGGUCGUGGGCAAGGUGAACGAGCUGAUCGCCACGGGCCAGUACGGCAGGCUCUUUGCCGUGGUGCACUUCGCCGGCCACCAGUGGAAAGUGACCAGUGAGGACCUGAUUUUGAUUGAAAAUGAGCUGGACGCCGCCUGUGGCGAGAGGAUCCGCCUGGAGAAGGUCCUGCUGGUUGGGUCUGACAACUUCACGUUACUUGGCAAGCCGCUCCUUGGAAAGGAUCUUGUUCGAGUAGAAGCCACAGUCGUUGAAAAGACAGAAUCAUGGCCAAAAGUCAAUAUGAAAUUCAAGAGAAGGAAAAACUACAGGAGAAAAAGAAUUAUUGUCACACCACAGACGGUGCUCCGAAUAAACACCGUGGAGAUCGCUCCCUGCUUGUUGUGACGGGAGCUCAUGUUUACAGAUGCACAAAAAUAAACCCCUUUUCGCAGGAGACGGGGUUUGUGUUCCCUACAGGAAGCCGUGUGAGCCUGUUACGCGCGGUCGUUUACCUCAGCACCGUGGUGACAGGCCUGUUCUCAGCACACACCGCCUGCUCCUGGAGCCAGAGAAAACAGGACUCGGGGAAGAAUUACAAGUGUGGCCGCUGAGGGUCUGCGUGCCUGCGGAAAAGACAGAAUCGCGCUCUUGGCCAUCUCCCCCCUCCCCUCCGGCUGGGCGUGGGGCACAGCUGGGACCAGGACCCACUGUCAAGAGAGGCGCCAUCUAGACUUCAUUUCUGGGCAAGAUGAGCAGAACAUGAGACUUCCA
Molecule: messenger RNA, 1103 nt
Organism: Trichechus manatus latirostris (Florida manatee)
Lineage: Eukaryota; Metazoa; Chordata; Mammalia; Sirenia; Trichechidae
Gene: MRPL21
Product: mitochondrial ribosomal protein L21
Exons: 6
Coding region: 96-737 (213 amino acids)
Biological process (GO): translation
Cellular component (GO): ribosome; mitochondrial large ribosomal subunit
Molecular function (GO): structural constituent of ribosome; RNA binding
Source: RefSeq, a predicted model, not a curated record